GCUAACGAGGGUUUUAAGCCACCGCAAGUGUCCGUGGGACGGUCUCGAGGGCCCAGCUGUCCGUUUUGUGUGCGUGCCAUCACGUCAGCUAGCCGUUAGCAGAGCUAGCGCGUUAGCCUGGCUAGUUGAGUAUCACAAACAAAAUGACUUUCAUCUGGUCAGCGAUUUUAACUCGGUCAUCUGUGCCUAAUAUUAACUACUUUCGAAGGAAAAUAUUCGCUUUCGAUGUCGCCUUGACGCUGACACCAAGUCGAUUUGUUGUUUGUCGCGCUCCUCGGGUCAAAGACAAAAUGUUUUUCUAAUUGCGGAGCCGCUCUCAGCUGAUUUUUCCUGGACAUGCUCCAAAAUAACCUUGUUUAUUCCCCGUUUGUGUGGUAAUCUGCCUUUCAGAUAGUUAAGGAUUGCCCUCUCCCGUCCCCCCUUACCCCCCUUCUCAAACAGCAUGGCUCAGGAGACAAAUCAGACGCAGGUGCCAAUGCUUUGCGCUAUGGGAUGCGGUUUCUAUGGUAACCCUCGCACCAAUGGAAUGUGCUCUGUCUGCUACAAGGAACAUCUGCAGAGACAACAAGGAGGGGGGCGAAACAGUCCCCCAGGUGAGAAAGCUGCCACAUCUCCUGUAGGUUCCCCAGGGGCAUCUGCGGUAACGGUGGAGUCCACCCCUGUACCCACUACAGAAGCCGUUACCCCACCUGAAGAACGCACAUCUAGUAGUUCGCCCAGCCCGGUAACCCAGCAGAUGACUGCUAUGAGCAUAUCCCAGGACACAGCAACCACUGAUUCAGACAGAGCAGAAGCAGAGGAGGAAGAGGAGGAGGGCUCGUCUAAAAGCACAGGGCCAGUAGGGGAAGCUGCACAGGCUUCUUCAGACGGAGAUCAGACUCCUGACAAGAACAAAAAGAAGAAUCGAUGCUUCACUUGUAGGAAAAAAGUUGGCCUCACGGGCUUUGACUGUCGCUGCGGUAACCUGUUUUGCGCUAUCCACCGUUAUUCUGACAAACAUGACUGUCCCUACGACUACCGAGGAGCCGCUGCCGCCCGCAUUCGCAAGGAGAACCCCAUCGUGGUAGCUGAGAAGAUUCAGAAGUUAUGAGGACUGUCAGCUAAACGAGCAAAAAUUUUUGACCUGCAAGUUUUGGAACCAUGGCGCUGAAUAACACCAUUCUAAACUGGGUUCAUGUCUUCAUUGUAGGAUAAGGUGGGUGGGGUUGUAGGGUACAGCCCCUGCUUGGCCACUCCCUAAACUAUCAUCUCCCUGUCUCUCCCAGAAGGCCGGUGUAGAGCUGUGUGUGCGUGAGUGAGUGAAUGAAUGUGUGACAGGUUGAGAUAUGUGAGUGUGUUGUUUUUUUUUCUAGAGAGCCAGGGAGAAGAGGGAUUGGUUGUCAGGUGGGCAUCCAUGUGCUCCGGGGGGAGGGUGGACUCUUUAGUUUUUACCCUGGCAUUGAUUUUUGUUAGGAUAUUAACAUUAUUUUUUUAUAGGAGCCCUGAGAUGUGGGUUCAGGAGUCUGAUUGGAAAGGGUGGGCGGGCGGGCGGAGUGGGACAUCAAGAGGGAAUUUCUCUGAUAUUGCAAAACAUUGAAGAAUAUAGAUUUUAAUGACUACUCCCACAUUUACCCAUGUAAAAUUAUUUUACUGUGUUGUUCUUUUUUUUUUUUUUUUCUUUAUUCUGAUGAAUUAUCCCAACAUGUCAAAUCCCAGCCUGUGCAUUUAAAAAUAUUUC
Messenger RNA from Onychostoma macrolepis, 1717 nucleotides. RefSeq lists its product as uncharacterized. Lineage: Eukaryota; Metazoa; Chordata; Actinopteri; Cypriniformes; Cyprinidae. The record is from RefSeq and is a predicted model, not a curated record. Gene Ontology annotation, molecular function: DNA binding; zinc ion binding. The coding region runs from base 443 to 1090 and encodes 215 amino acids. The transcript has 6 exons.